GUUCAGUACGGUUGAGGUCGUCGACGUGAAUGCAUAACCACUAAGCCAUCCAUAAGUUCGAUAAAAUCGGAGGUAAACAUUUUAAAAAUUUAAAGUGUCGCGCGCAGUCGUUGUAAAAUUUAUGAACGCUAAUUAGUCUGAUCAGUGAAUGUACACAAGGAAAGCAGACCUAUGUUCUGUUUGAGUGGAUUAAAACGUGGACACAUAAAAAGCGAACAUGAAAAGAACUUAUAGCAACGGUUGUUUUUCAGUAUGUUUGGUGAUCAUAGCCACCGUACACUUUGCCUAUUCUUCUGGUUUCGGACGAUUAUGUCCUAAGUAUCCAUCGAUGCCAAAAUUCAAUAUUACAAUGUUCUUAGGAAAAUGGUACGAGGUCGAGCGUACAUUUUACUUACCUGAAAUCGCGUCUAGCUGCACAACUCUCACAUUUGAUCAGGAUAAUGAACGUUCCGACUCUGACAGAACAUUGGAUAUUUCAAUUGAUUCGAUAAAUCAAUGGACAGGCAGUCCCUCUCAAAACAUUGGCCACGCAUCACGUGAAUCGGAAAAUUCUUCGAUUAUGGACUUUCAGUUUACAUCACGAUUACCAAAUGCCAUAUCACGGUUUUUGCCUGGUGCAGGACGCUAUCAAGUUCUAUUUACGGAUUAUGACAACUUUGCAAUAUUAUGGUCUUGUUCAUCGUUCGGGUCAUUAGGAUAUACCGAUCAAAUUUGGCUAUUGGGCAGAAAUCGAACCGAUUUUGUUCUGGAUACAAGAACGACGAUACACGAUUCUUUGAUCCAGUUAGGAUUGGAUCCGGAGAGAUUAGUGUUAAGUAAAAAUGAUUACUGCCCCGAAUUGUAGGAGCAAUAAUUGACAAACAAACCGCUGAAAGCCUAAUUUGCUCACUUUGGAAAUUUUGUGUGUGAAACGUUAGAAUUUCAUAAUGAACUGUGAUAGAAAUUGUAAAAUCAAUUUCUCAAUCAAAUGAAAUGUAAGUAGAAAAUUUAAAUAAAAAUCUGAAUUAAUUAUAAACUACACAGCCCAGUCA
This is a messenger RNA of Bradysia coprophila, 1031 nucleotides long. It is a transcript of the gene GLaz, whose product is annotated as Glial Lazarillo. Gene Ontology annotation, cellular component: cytoplasm. NCBI's taxonomy places the organism in Eukaryota, Metazoa, Arthropoda, Insecta, Diptera, Sciaridae. The record is from RefSeq and is a predicted model, not a curated record. Gene Ontology annotation, biological process: symbiont-mediated perturbation of host defenses; lipid metabolic process; response to reactive oxygen species.